Messenger RNA from Helianthus annuus (common sunflower), 1871 nucleotides. Its product is annotated as E3 ubiquitin-protein ligase MBR2. The record is from RefSeq and is a predicted model, not a curated record. Gene Ontology annotation, molecular function: ubiquitin protein ligase activity. NCBI's taxonomy places the organism in Eukaryota, Viridiplantae, Streptophyta, Magnoliopsida, Asterales, Asteraceae. The coding region runs from base 255 to 1667 and encodes 470 amino acids. The transcript is spliced from 6 exons.
UCAAUAUCACUUUAAAGCAAAAUCCCUACACCCCUUCAUUUCUCUCAUAUUUUCAAUUUUCAUCCAUUAUUCAUCUUCUUCAUCCUCCGUACUGUUUCUCUCACCCACACCCAAAGUAAACCGUUCGAUGAUAGCAUAAUCCAAUCAUCUGCAACCUCCGAUUCUCUGAUGUAACCUUGUCGACCAAUCGGAACGGGCGCUGAGUUUUGGUGGUGAGUUAUUGGAAAUAUCGUGCUAAAUCUUGAUUGUUCGUUAUGCAACGACAAAGGAAUAUCUUUGAUAUCUUCCCCGAGAACAUGGAUCUUAAUCAAGGUCCUAGUUACAACGGUUUGGACGAUGAAUGCAAUAGCAGAAUAUCUCCUAACGAAAGGCGUUUAUUAAGUAACGAGAUUUCUGGCGAGAAAAGUUACAGUAGCUGGGACGUAGGCGAAUCAAGCUCUAGACCGAAUGCACAAAACCAUGCAGCUAAUAAUAAUAAUAAUAACAACCGGUCCACUUCACUUGGUACUCAUGAUUCCAGAAUUAGAGAACGACAGUUUGAUUUAUCAAGAGCCGGUAGCUCAUUGAAUUUGCAGAACGCUGGUUCCGACGAUAUCCCUGUGGAUGUAGAUUUGAACCUCGAAUAUAGGGAUGAUGGUGGGCCUGUUAGGGGCAUUUCAUUAGGUAAUAAUCAGAGUCAAUCCUCUGCUAUUGUCAAUUCUCGAGAACCGACUGUUCGUGAGAGCGCAGUCAGGUAUAUUAAUCGAGAGCCAAACAGUUAUAGUCAACGGUCAACUCAACAACCGCCUUCAAUGCCUGUUCCCGGCAUGCCAAGAAACCUACUCCCCUUUCCGUUUAUUGGUACCGGCAAUUCAAGAAACGGAAGUUCAUCAAGUUUGGGAGUUAAUCAAGAUAACUCGAGCUUAGUCACUGGGAGGUCAAACAUUAACGGAGUUAACGGUCAAUAUAGGACGAUAAUGAAUGACGGCAAUGUGCUACCUAAUCUUAACGCCACAACGGAUGAUCAGCAAAUAUCAAAUGAUACACCUCCUUGGGGUCCGUUUCCGUACCUAGAGACCGAGUCUGGAGGUCAUAGAGGACAUUUUCGUAAUUUCCCGUCGGGCCCUUCUGAUGAAAACGUGCUUUUGUCUGGAAGUCGAAACCAGCCACGUGAUCGUCAACCUAAUUUACGGUUGGAGGUAUUUGAUGAUGAAUGGCAGGCUUUUGGUGGUGACCUUGAGGGAAGACAUAGGCUGGUUUCCGAGGUGCGCCAGAUUUUGAGCGUAUUGAGAAGAGGUCAAAACUUUAAUGCUGAGGAUUACUUGCUCGUUGAUCCGGUUAUAAACGGGGUUGCCGAUCUGCAUGAUAGGCACCGGGACAUGAGGCUAGAUGUUGAUAACAUGUCGUAUGAGGAACUGUUAGCACUGGGAGAAAGCAUCGGGGACGUCAAAACUGGGUUGACUGAGGAUGUCAUAAUGAAGUCAAUGAAACAAAGAAAACACCUCUCGUUCAUGGCUAUAACCACACAAAACUUUGAGCCAUGCUGCAUUUGCCAGGAAGAGUACAAUAACGGAGAAGAUGUUGGGAUAUUGGAGUGUGGACAUGAAUUUCACACAUGUUGCAUCAAGCAGUGGCUCACCCAGAAGAAUUUAUGCCCCAUUUGCAAGCUGCCUGGCCUUUCUACUUGAAAAAUCUUGGGGUCCAUAUGUCAGUUUCUAUGUUUAAAAGUUUUAUUGUUUUUUUUGAACUUCAGUAAAGAGAGGGUAAUAAUGGUAUGCUAUGUAAAGAUUUGAUGAUUAUAUUUAUGGGUAGAGCCCAUUGGAUGAUUUAAAGACCGGUUAUUUUAAUAUUUAUGGGUAGAGCCAGCCCAUGGUGAACAUCUUCGGGUUUUA